AUGACAAAUUAUGAAAUUACUGGCAAAAGUAGCGACGCUGGCUUCGUAUGGGUCCGACCUGGUGCCCGGUACGUCGUCACCUGCAACCCCAACUGCAGCUCUGUGGCUGGAUACAGCGCAACAAGGAACAGUACGAACACUACCCUAACCAUAGAUGACAACCUGCAGACCCAAUAUCAACAUCACAACCGCGACUAUGUCGACAGCAGCACGUAUACCAGUGACAACCAGCAGCCCCAAUAUCAACAUCACAACCGCGACUACUUCGACCGCAGCACGUAUUCCAGUGACAACCAGCAGCCCCAAUAUCAACAUCACAACCGCGACUACGUCGACCGCAGCACGUAUUCCAGUGACAACCAGCAGACCCAAUAUCAACAUCACAACCGCGACUACGUCGACCGCAGCACGGAUACCAAUGACAACCAGCAGCCCCAAUAUCAACAUCACAACCGCGACUACGUCGACAGCAGCACGUAUUCCAGUGACAACCAGCAGCCCCAAUAUCAACAUCACAACCGCGACUACCUCGACAGCAGCACGUAUACCAGUGACAACCAGCAGCCCGAAUAUCAACAUCACAACCGCGACUACGUCGACCGCAGCACGUAUUCUAGUGACAACCAGCAGCCCCAAUAUCAACAUCACAACCGCGACUACGUCGACCGCAGCACGUAUACCAGUGACAACCAGCAGCCCCAAUAUCAACAUCACAACCGCGACUACGUCGACAGCAGCACGUAUACCAGUGACAACCAGCAGCCCCAAUAUCAACAUCACAACCGCGACUACGUCGACCGCAGCACCACGUAUUCCAGUGACAACCAGCAGCCCCAAUAUCAACAUCACAACCGCGACUACCUCGACAGCAGCACGUAUACCAGUGACAACCAGCAGCCCCAAUAUCAACAUCACAACCGCGAUUACGUCGACUGCAGCACGUAUUCCAGUGACAACCAGCAGCCCCAAUAUCAACAUCACAACCGUGACUGCGUCGACUGCAGCACGUAUUCCAGUGACAACCAGCAGCCCCAAUAUCAACAUCACAACCGCGACCACGUCGACAGCAGGACGUAUACCAGUGACGACCAGCAGCCCCAAUAUCAACAUCACAACCGCGACUACGUCGACAGCAGCACGUAUACCAGUGACGACCAGCAGCCCCAAUAUCAACAUCACAGCCGCGACUACGUCGACCGCAGCACGUAUAUCAGUUAG
Haliotis rubra (blacklip abalone) is the source of this 1218-nucleotide messenger RNA. Its product is annotated as putative cyclin-dependent serine/threonine-protein kinase DDB_G0272797/DDB_G0274007. The transcript has 3 exons. The record is from RefSeq and is a predicted model, not a curated record. Bases 1 to 1218 code for a protein of 405 amino acids. Lineage: Eukaryota; Metazoa; Mollusca; Gastropoda; Lepetellida; Haliotidae.